Molecule: messenger RNA, 3471 nt
Organism: Salvelinus namaycush (lake trout)
Lineage: Eukaryota; Metazoa; Chordata; Actinopteri; Salmoniformes; Salmonidae
Product: nuclear ubiquitous casein and cyclin-dependent kinase substrate 1-like
Exons: 8
Coding region: 275-1216 (313 amino acids)
Biological process (GO): interstrand cross-link repair; double-strand break repair via homologous recombination
Cellular component (GO): cytoplasm
Molecular function (GO): double-stranded DNA binding; single-stranded DNA binding
Source: RefSeq, a predicted model, not a curated record
AUGCCAAGGGCCACUUGGUUAGGUUGCGCAUAGGCUGCAGUUUCAGUUUGUUUUAUUCACCAUUUUGAGUAGCUGAAGGUAAAAUUUUUAACUAAAAUCGCGUUUGGAAGACAAAUCGUUGCCGUAGAUUUAGUUUUACGCAGUAGCCGGGGCGUUGGAGUUGGAAGGUCUCGUUGCGCCCUUUGGAGUUGCAGAGCGGGACGAUUUUGUUUUUAUUUUUCUGGAUUUCCUUUCCCCUUUCUUACAUUCUUAACCUCUACAGUAUUUCUGCAAAAUGUCAAGACCAGUGAGGAACAAGAAGGUUGUGAAUUACUCCCAAUUCCAAGAGUCUGAUGAUGCAGAUGAGGAGUAUGGGAGGAACUCAGACAAGCCUAAGAAGCCUCGUGCGGCUCCUCGUGAGGUGAAGCGCAAGCGUUCAAAGAACUCGCAGGAGGACAGUGAGGAUUCUGAUGAAAAACUCUCAAAAUCCAAAAAUGAUUCAGCAGAUGACUUUGGUAGUGAUGAAGGCAACGACUUUGGAGAGGAGGAUGAGGAGGAUGGAGGGAGUGACUUUGAAGCUAAACAAGGGAAAAAGGGAAAAACAGCCAAAGUGGCAAAGCCCACUAAGAGAACACCCAAGAGAAAACGACCUGCAGAUGACAGUGAUGAGGAGGGGAGUCGUAAGGUGCGUACGGUGCGCCAGGCUGCCACCAAGGCCGUGUCCAAACAGAGAGAGAUCCUGCUGGGAGACGGGGGCAGCGAGGACGAGGAACGCCAAGACCAAGAGGAGGCCUUCCCAGACCCUGAUGAGUCGGGCAGUGAUGAAGACUUCAUGGUUGAGGAUGAUGAUGAUAGUGACUACGGCCGCUCCAAGAGCAAGAGGAGCAGCAAGAAGGUGAUCAGACGGAGCAGGCCGGAGAGGAAGGAGAAGAAAUCCCCCAAACCAAGACUAAAGGCCACCGUGACCCCCAGCCCAAUGAAAGGAAAGGGUAAAGGUCGCCCAAGCGCCGCCAAGGCCCCGGAGAAGAGCUCGCCCAAAGAGGAGGAAGAGGAGGAGCCAGAGAGCCCUCUGGAGGAGGAAGAAGAGGAGGAGGGGGAGGAGGUGGUGAAGAAAGACUCCUCCCCCGCUCCCAAGAAAACAAAGGAGGCACCUGGGAAGGAGAAGAAGGAAGACGCCGAGGAGGAGGAGGAAGAGGAGGACGGUUCGGAAGAGGACGCACCCUCUGGGGAAGACUAGCCCCACAGAAGUUCCACCUCUCUCCCCUUCCACGUCUUUCUCUCUUAACCUUAUGUUUUUUGUUUUGUUUCUCUUGGUGUAGAGGGUUUUAUUUCGGUUUCCGUGGUGGCCUGGCUCAAUGGUUUGAACCUCGUGGUUUUGUUGUUUAGUGUUAGUUUUUAUCUUCCCCUAAUGAAUGACUGACUGACUGACUGACUGAGGACAGUGUCUGUGCAUGAGAACAUGUAUACCACCAUAUGGCUGUGAGGGAUGGAAGGGAAGAACAUGUGAGAUUUGACUCUGUCCCAUCCCCCCAUCACUGUCUGCUCUGCUCAGCUUCACCUCCACUGGCUCACCUUUCCUCGCAUUUCUCAUCUCCUUCUCUGCAGUGGCUGCAUUUGUCUUUCCUACACAAGUCUGUGUGAAUAUCAGAAAACAGUUUAUUUCGGCUUUGUUAGUUUGCCUUUCUGAGUGCUCAGUGCUAGUAGGGAUCCGUCCUCAACAGUCGCUUGGUGUGUAGAGUCGUUAGUUUUCACUCUGCAGGUGCGUGUGCAAGUGAGCCUUCUAUUUAAAAAAAAAAAUACACUUUCUACAGCCAUUUUCUUUCUACUCCUGUUCUCCGUCCCCCCUCUCCUCAAGUAAUCUCUGGUCUGACAUGACUGGAUAGGUGCAAGCAAUGUAGUGUAACCCUUGCUUUUGCCUAUCCAGUAGUGUUAGAUCAGGGAUUACUAACUGAGCCCUGGGUUUGUUCAGCCAGUCUGGGUUAGGGUCUCCCUCUCCAUCUUGGUUUGUCAGUGGACUGCUGGUGUUCAAUCAAAGCACUUUAUUCACUGUGCAACACUACCCAUUGGUUCAGUCGGAACCCACUGGUGACGAAUCAGAGAGGGCCACACUGGAGACUCUUGAGGGAGGAUAUGAUGUCUGUGUUUCCUGUCUGUUUAUUUCCCUGUAUCUAGAUUGCCUUCACUGAGGCCCUAGGCCAACUAACCCCAUGGCACUGUGCAGACAGACACUGUGCUUUUGAAACUCUCUCAAACACAACAUGUUUUAACAGGAAGGUUUUAUGGUUGUUAUUUUAAUGUUAACUUAGUUGAAUUAAUGCUAUGUUAUAUUUCCCCCUACUCUGAGGUCAUGCCCUGGUCCUGUGUCAAGGACCUUCAGUUUAACACAUACACAAAGCUUGUUUUGUUAUUGAAUAUGUAACGGUUUAGUAAUGUGCUAGAAGGAACAGAGUUGAAGAUCACUGCUUUGGAGUAGCAGUGUGUUAUUGUGCUUUAGACAGAGUGAGUGCUCUGAGCUUCUGCUAUGAGCUGUAAACGGUUAAUGAUGUGGUGAUUGAUGGGGUCAUGGAAGCAGGUCCUAGAUCAGCCUUCCGAGAACCUCUUCUUUAUGUGUCUUUACUGUGUGCUGGUAUUACUACAGUGCGAGGGUGUGAUGGAGCACACGCUCAAGGGGUUUGGCGUUUCCUCAACCUAUGCCCUCUACCUUUGGUUUGUGGUUCAGAGAUGUUAGAUGCUUUGGAUGCCUCUGUGCUGGGCAUGAUACAUACACACAGAGCAUCCUCUCUUGUUCAACCCUUUGUGCCAGGCAUUCCCAAGCUUUUUUAAAUUGAAUCGAGAAUGUGUUUUUUUUUUGAGUCCCCAAAUAGAUUUUUGGGGGGGGUUUGCUUUACUUCUCUAUUCAGAUUUUUUUGUAAUGUUUGUUUUUUAAGAAAAUAAAUAAAUAAAAUGUAUCUUGAUUUUAAAGAAAAGUUGACCCUAUCCAUCUGUUUUUCUGCUGUGUUAUAACUGUCUGGGAGAGCAGACUCAGAAAUCCCUCCUUUCUGUUCCACUCACUUCCUUUCUCUCAUUCUAUUACUCUCUCAUCUCCUGCUCCUUCACUCAGUUCAUACUCACUCCCUCUCUCACAGAAGCUUGAUGCCAGCUAAUGUUUUGCUCCACACCUCUGCUCUCCUCCACAACCAAGAAACACUAGCUGUAUUUCCCCUACUGUGCCCUGCAGAGAUCUGAUAUGACUGGAUAGGUGACAGCAAUAUGAAGGAAUAUAGGUCAAACCACUGCUUAUGCCUUCCUGGUUGUUUCUGAUCAGCAAAUAGUGCAGAGGUGAGAGACGGCAUGAAAUGAGUGCUGUUUUUCAACUCCUCCCUGGGUUGAAAAACUUUUGAGCCAAACCUAUGGUAUCAAAAAGUGUUCUUGGUCUAAAUGGAUUCAUUAUUGUUUUAGCUGAGAAUGAACUCUACCAGUUAUUAAAAUGAGUUUGGAUGCUUAAAGAUUGAA